Molecule: messenger RNA, 1431 nt
Organism: Babesia sp. Xinjiang
Lineage: Eukaryota; Apicomplexa; Aconoidasida; Piroplasmida; Babesiidae
Exons: 1
Coding region: 1-1431 (476 amino acids)
Source: RefSeq, a predicted model, not a curated record
AUGACUCCGUGCAGCCAUGAUGGCUCCCAGACAGAAAAGGCCGAUAGUAGCAUAAGCGCCGAACAAAAACCGGAACGAUUGCUUCCAGCGAUUCCGUUGCCUUCGCCGGAAUUGUGUUUCUUAAACACCAGGCCGUUAAGCUGCCUGUAUGGAGAUAGCCAUGAACGAACACACCGUAAACUCGUGAGACGCUCAUUACUGGCAUCCGGGCUUAUAGAAGCAGAAAGUGACGAGCAAGGUGCUUCUGCUGAGCCUUCUAAAAAUGAAGAUGGCGAAAAAUCAGAGGAAGAGCCGAAGUGGUCCCCGUCACAGGAUGAGAUUAAAAAGGAACUUCUCUUAUACGAGGAUCUUAUUUCAUAUAUCGGUCUCAAGAUAGCCAAUAAACGUAACGCAUUGGCAGCAGUAGGUAUAGAUCUAGGGAGCAGACAAAGAGGUUUCUCAUUGCUAGAAAGAGCUAGACGCUAUGGAGUCCCGUUCCUGCCCAUGCACUCACUUGUAAAACAUAUACAGGCACAAAGUAAGGCCUUAAAGGAUAAUGGCGAGGACGUUACAACAGUUGUUACGGGGAAACGACCAAUGGAAGUGACAGAUUUAUCAGAACGUUUAAACGAUUUGGAUUCUCUUCGUGAGGAUAUUUGCAAAUUAGUGCGUGAUACACUUCAGUCUCAUACUACUGAAGCCAAGGAGGAAGAUAAAAAGUUCACUCUCAGUGAUUUAGCUCGGCUGCCGGUGAUGGAUAAUCCGCCUCUAUCCUUGUUGGUGCCAUUAAGUAGAGCUUUACCGGAGGAUAGGCUUGUGGCCGACAUUUUGGGACCCCUCAGAAGGAAAUAUGAAGUCAAGUCCUCCAAGAAACGUAAAUCGACAUCAAGUAGUGCUGGAAAGGCACAAGAGGAUAGCGAUCUAGCAACUCCAAAACAUUCCUCCAGGCCAGGUCCUAGGGUAACGUUCAAUCUAGAAGAACCAGCAACAACAUCCCGAAGCAGACGUGCGGAAGAAACUGCCUUGAGUGACCAGACAGAUAUUAAGUCGGCAAAGGUAUCAUCGCCAUCUAAGACGGAUAACGACUCUGCCAGUACAGUAGCGGGCAAAAAGGCAUCAGACACAGAUAAAGAUAAAGAUGAGGUCUCUCCUGAAAAUGACAAGGAAAACGCAGACAAGGGUGAUGAAUUGAAAUCUGCAUCUUCAGGUCCUGAGCCAGCUCCUGCUAUACCAGAGGCUGAUAUGACGGUGGAACAGAUGGUUGAGAACCUUAUGAACGGAAAACUGUGUAACGGUGCUGAACCAAAGAGUGCACGUGACCUCGUUAUAUCUAUAAUAGUAGCUGGCCUCUAUGAAUUUCUAUCGGUGGAUUUUUUCAAAGAGUUCCUCCAGGACAGGAGACUUAUGCAGUGUUUCGACAAUAUCGAACAGGAUUCUACCGAUGAACAGUGA